Anopheles coustani is the source of this 1398-nucleotide messenger RNA. RefSeq lists its product as uncharacterized. The coding region runs from base 1 to 1398 and encodes 465 amino acids. Gene Ontology annotation, biological process: regulation of alternative mRNA splicing, via spliceosome. The transcript has 11 exons. NCBI's taxonomy places the organism in Eukaryota, Metazoa, Arthropoda, Insecta, Diptera, Culicidae. Gene Ontology annotation, cellular component: nucleus. The record is from RefSeq and is a predicted model, not a curated record. Gene Ontology annotation, molecular function: mRNA binding.
AUGGAAAUAGCGAGCGCGAUGGAUAACAUGAUGAAAAACAGCAUGGGACUUCACGAUGACCGGUCGUCCCGCAACAGCAACAGCAGCAGUUCCGGUUCACCCACAGUAGUGCACGAGAAGAAGAAAAUGCUGGACAUAACGCGCGAUAGGCCAAUCAAAAUUGCCGUCCGAGUGCAGGUUCCCGUGAGAGAUCAUCCAAAGUUCAACUUCGUCGGCAAACUGCUCGGUCCCAAGGGAAACUCACUAAAGCGGCUGCAGGAAGAAACGAUGUGCAAAAUGGCCGUCCUGGGCAAGGGUUCGAUGCGGGACCGCAAGAAGGAAGAGGAGCUACGACUCAGCGGAGACCCCCGCUAUGCGCAUCUGUCCGAGGACCUGCACGUGGAAAUCUCGACCUACACCGCGCCGGCCGAAGCACACGCCCGCAUCGCCUACGCCCUGGCGGAAGUGCGCCGGUUUCUGGUUCCGGACUAUCACGACGACAUUCGACAGGAGCAGAUGUGGGAAAUGCAGGCACUAAACUCACAGAACGCGACCAGCAACCUGACGGCGGCCCAUGACGUGAGUCUGAACGGGGCCUGCGGCAACGGGCUCGGCACCAACGGUCUCAGCAUCAGCAGUAGCGGAAGCAGUUGCAGCACCGGCAGCACCGGAAGCACGGCCAACGGAACCAUGUCGACCAACGGUGGCACCACGCUGGCCAAUGGCGCUGGCGGCGGUGGUCUGAACGGUGUGGUCAACGCCGUCGUCACGAACGGCGGUUCGGGGCUCGUCACCGGAAGCACCAACCCAUCAGUGACGAUCGGCGUCGGGUCGGAACUCAGCAACGGCACGCAACCGACCGCCUCCGUCACGGAGCUUCAGCAUGUGACCAGCUCGCUAACGCACCAUCACCAUCACCAGCACCAUCAACAACAACAGCAACAGCAACAACAACAACAGCAACAGCAACAGCAGCAGCAACAACAACACCAGUUCCUGACGGGCGAUACGGACAUGAGCAGCCUCCUGCAGCCGAUGGACGUAAACAUGGCGUCGGCGAAUCAUUUCGUGAACUCCCUGCCUACGAGCGACCUAGAGGCGCAAACACUGGCGUUCGUCGAAUCGGCCAAUGCAUUCCUGCAUCCGGCGCUGCGUGGCGUGAAAGCGGUAAGCUUAGCACGCAAGCGGCCCCUGCUGGGAGGACCCCGGUCGACCAUGAACCCCACCAAGCGCACCGUGAUGACUCUGAUUGCACGUGCACGCACCGCCCAGGCCCUGCACGGUUCGCGGACGGCCCAACCCAUCGGCGAACCAAUACAGGUGAUCACGUCGCCGUUAAUUCUCCAACCGCCGCUGGACUUGCUACAACCAAAUGCGGGCGCCGGCGUUGCCAAGGAGAACAUCCUGCAGGGCGCCUAA